Diplodia corticola is the source of this 1506-nucleotide messenger RNA. RefSeq names its product mfs transporter. The record is from RefSeq and is a predicted model, not a curated record. NCBI's taxonomy places the organism in Eukaryota, Fungi, Ascomycota, Dothideomycetes, Botryosphaeriales, Botryosphaeriaceae. The transcript is spliced from 3 exons. Gene Ontology annotation, molecular function: transmembrane transporter activity. Gene Ontology annotation, cellular component: membrane. The coding region runs from base 1 to 1506 and encodes 501 amino acids. Gene Ontology annotation, biological process: transmembrane transport.
AUGGCCGUGGCCGACGACACGGGGGCCAAGACAGACCUCAAGGUCUCGUCGCAGCCCUCUUCGCUCAAGGAUGUCUCGACCGGCAACGCCGAGUUGGCCGACACUGCUCCCUUGCCAACCUACGAGCACGAGAAGAGGCUCGUCCUGAAGUUUGACCUGCGCAUCCUGCCCGUCCUGGCCUUCAUGUACCUCUGCAACUCUCUGGACAAGGGCAACCUGGGAAACGCGAAGACGGAUGGCAUGGAAGAUGACCUCCACUUCAAGCCCCACGAGUACAACCUGAUCCUCUCCAUCUUCUUCAUCCCCUAUGUCAUCUUUGCUCCUCCCAUUGCCUUUCUGGGCAAGAAGUUCGGCCCGGGCAAGGUCCUGCCCCUCCUCAUGUUCACUUUUGGAAGCAUGACCUUGCUCGGCGCUUGUGUUCGCAACUUUGGUGGCAUGAUGGCCCUCCGCUGGAUCCUGGGCAUGUCUGAAUCAGCCUUCUUCCCGCUUGUCAUCUACUACCUGACCACUUUUUACCGUCGUGGCGAGCUUGCCAGACGUCUGGCUCUCUUCUACGCCGCCUCCAACAUUGCCAACGCCUUCUCAGGCCUGCUCGCCUUUGGCGUCUUCCAAAUCAACUCCCACCUUCAUGGCUGGAGGAUCCUCUUCCUGGUCGAGGGUGCCAUGACUGUCACUUUCUCCGUCUUCGCCUUCUUCUACCUCCCCAAGUCCGGCACCGAAGCCUGGUUCCUCUCAGAAGAAGAGAAGCGCAUCGCCUACCAGCGCAUGCAGAUGGACUCGUCCUCUGUCGUCAACGAGAAGUUCAACCUGAAGGAAGCUCUCAAGAUCUUCAGAAUGCCCGCCACCUACGCGUGGUUGGGCAUCGAAAUCUGCCUCGGCGUCCCGCUCCAGUCCGUCUCGCUCUUCAUGCCGCAGAUCGUCGGCGCGCUGGGCUACGGCAGCGUCAAGACCAACCUCUACACGGUCGCCCCCAACGUCGUCGGCGCCGUCGUCCUGCUCAUCCUCGCCUUCGCCUCGGACCACGCGCGCCUGCGCUUCCCCUUCAUCGCCCUCGGCUUCCUGCUCACCUUCACCGGCUUCAUCAUCUACGCCGCCAUCCCGGACAUCCACGCCCAGAUCCACGUCGCGUAUUUCGCCUGCUUCAUGAUGACUUGGGGCACCAGCGCGCCCAGCGUGCUGCUGAGCACGUGGUACAACAACAACGUCGCCCACGAGGGCCGCCGCGUCACCCUGACGUCCGUCGGCGUCCCGCUCGCCAACCUCAUGGGCGUCGUCAGCUCCAACAUCUUCAGGAGCCAGGACGCCCCCAAGUACAAGCCCGCGCUCGCGACGACGGCGGCGUUCGGCGCCACGGGCGCGCUGCUGACGCUGCUGCUGGGCGCCUAUAUGAUUGUGGAUAACAAGAGGAGGGACGUGAAGCAGGGCGUGAAGGUCAGGGCGAGGGAUGUGAGUACCGAGAAGUUGAGGGAGGGUCCGAAGAGUCCGGAUUUCAGGUGGUUCUUGUAA